Messenger RNA from Rhinocladiella mackenziei CBS 650.93, 984 nucleotides. RefSeq lists its product as uncharacterized. Bases 1 to 984 code for a protein of 327 amino acids. NCBI's taxonomy places the organism in Eukaryota, Fungi, Ascomycota, Eurotiomycetes, Chaetothyriales, Herpotrichiellaceae. The transcript has 4 exons. The record is from RefSeq and is a predicted model, not a curated record. Gene Ontology annotation, molecular function: oxidoreductase activity.
AUGACGACAAUCAAAGUCGCAAUAGUCGGGGCGGCGGGAGAAACAGGCAUGUCAAUUGUGAAAGCUCUGCUGCCCUCCACGACACCCAAAUUCGAAAUUACCAGCCUGACCCGACCAGCCUCAGUCAACAAGCCGAUCAACGUCGAACUCAAGAACAAAGGCGUCCAAAUUGUUCCUGUAUCCCUCACGGGUCCUCAAGACGAAGUGGUCAAGGCCCUUGCUGGCAUCGACGUUGUCAUAUCCACGAUCAACCCGGCCGCCCUCAACGAACAGAUCCAUCUUGCUGAUGCCGCAAAACUUGCCGGUGUUAAGCGAUUUAUCCCUUCAAAUUGGGCCCCGGUUACCCCGCCGGAAGGGGUCAUGUUGGCCCGCGAACAGAAAGAGAGGAUCAUCAACCACGUGCUAAAGAUCCGCCUCGGGUACACGAUCAUCGACGUCGGACUGUGGUAUCAAGUUGCGGUCCCGCCAGUGCCAUCCGGCCGCCUGGACUAUUGUGCGGCCAAAGCAUUGAAACCUCUGUGGGCCCUCGGCGGAGAUGGAAACGUUGCCAGUGCGCUCACCUACCUAGAUGAUAUCGGUCGAUAUGUCGCGCACAUCAUUGCGGAUCCGCGCACACUCAAUAAGAAGGUCUUUGCAUAUAACGAGACCUUAACAAGGAACCAGAUAUACGAUCUUCUCGAGCGCCUCAGCGGGGAAAGCCUGGAAAGAAACUACGUGUCGGAAGAAGAGGCGAACAAGAAUAUCGAACAAGCCAAGAAGGCCUGGCAGAAGAAUCCAGAGGAGAUCAACGCCUAUUUUGCUCUUGCUAUGGCACAGUACUUUAUGUCUGUUUGUAUCCGAGGCGACAAUACCCCGGAGUGCGCCCAAUAUCUUGGAUAUCUAGACUGCAAAGACCUCUAUCCGGAUUUUGAGUUCUAUCCAUUCGAACAAUAUCUCCGAGAUGCAUUGGAUGGGAAGGCAAAGCCGGUUCUGAUGGAUUACUAG